UGCCAAGCGAGGGUCAACUCCCAACCGCGGCGCUCACUCCCCUCGGCCAUGAUUGGCUGAAUGGCAUUUGCUGAGGUCUGAAAACGGUUAUGGCAAUUGGAGUACGGACUCGGCGAGUAUUCAGUUUGACCAAGGGCUUUAGUUAUAAUCUGUCAACUACUGAUCCCAUACUAUCUGAGCACAGAAGACUGGCCGGAUGUCGCACACCACCCCUAACCCUCCCUCGGUGGUAGUAAAUGCUGCCAGUGAGAGACGACAAGUGCCGCUGAGGGAUUAUCUAAACGCACGAGUCGCGCCGUUCUUGAAGAAGGCCAUCACAGAAGGCUUAGGCGCUGAAGCAGAAUUCCCUCUCCAGUGGCUGGGAGAAUGCCUCAUCCACCAGUCCAUCCUAUACGAAGGCAACCCGGACCAUACGAAUAUUCGCGAAAGAUUUUUGUAUAAGUUUGACGAUCCCAAACCUCAAGAGCCGGCAGAUGCAUCAAAUGCCGCACCAGCACCAGCACCUGCACCUACGCAUCGUUCACCAUCGGCGCAACCAGAACCUGCGCCCGCGCCCGUCCCACAACAAGAGCCUACCGACCUACCCCCCGAGCUUCCCAUGAACGAAGCGAAUGAUGCUACUGCUGAACAGCCAGAGCCUACACAGCCAUCUGAUGGAGACACUGCGCCGCAAGCCACACCCAUAACAGAAGAACCUGUUGUCAACGGAGUCAAGGAAGAAGAGGCAAGAGUGGGAGACGCAACUCGAGAUGUUGAUACUGAGAUGGGAGGGACAUCAUGACGAAGAGUAGGUUGACACUCAGCUUGCAUGGUCCCGACCGGCGUUUAUACGUGGUUUGGCGUUCAGCUAGGACGGUCUUUUGGGUCUUGGAAUCUAAAAUCUGAUACCCUCCAGCUAUUCAUCUACAGCAUAAGAGAAAUUCCGAUAUCACAUUCGUGGCAAAGGCAAGAAUAUAUCUGUUCCACAUGGAAAGAAGAGGUGUAAGUGCUGUGAGCUGCAUAAGGCUGCUUCAUGCACACUGAACAGCUAGAGAUUGUGACACCCUCAUAAAGCACAACUGGUGUACCUUGUCCUUCACAUCGCAGUCUGAAUCAUCGGAGAAUCAACGGGACAAACCUGCUUUCAUGUCAUUAGUCCCCAUUCUCGACCAUAGAGCGAAAAUGCAGUAGUCAGAGUGGGAGGUGUGGGAAAUCAGAAGUCCAUUUAGAUCAUCGAAGAGAACCCUGCUGGGCUUCUCUUCUGACAUAAGAGGUACCAGAAAUUAUAAAUUUUCG
Molecule: messenger RNA, 1275 nt
Organism: Cladophialophora immunda
Lineage: Eukaryota; Fungi; Ascomycota; Eurotiomycetes; Chaetothyriales; Herpotrichiellaceae
Exons: 2
Coding region: 197-781 (194 amino acids)
Source: RefSeq, a predicted model, not a curated record